AAGCGAAUCGUAGUGGGCAAGGAGCAGGAACUUGUUUCCCUUUUUUUUCAGAUUCAACGUGGAUAUAAUUUCUUCCCUUCUCUCACAAUCCCUCUAUCUUAUUUCCUCCAUCGUAUCAUCAUCCUCUCUUUAGGCCCAAUCAUAGGCCUAGUCAAGUUCGACAGGCGAUGGCAGAGAUGCCCCCGGUCCGAUCGGGUUAUGGUCGGAUAUGUAGCAUCCAACAAGGCGAUUAUGCAGUGGACGGGUGUAGAUCAGUUUGAGCAAAAACACUCGUUAACGGGAUUGGAAAGGAACAAAGGAAACAGAGAUACUCAGUCAUGGAUAACCCGCUGGACGAAGUUGGGCCACAGAUCAAGCAUCUUGGAGACUUGGUUAUACAGGGUUUUGGAAAACUGAAGGAUAAAUAUCAAACACACCGCUCGACUAAUCAAGUAGCUAGAACGACUCACGCAGUGAUUAAUGAUCAAGCAAACUCGAGGGAAAUCCAUUACGAUCGAUUACAUUCGAGCCUGUUACCUCAGUUGAAAGAGAAACUCGUGACUAUCUCGAGACUAUUAGAGCCACAGGACAUAUGGGAAGAGCCCGAGGCAAGACUCAGAAGGCUCUUAGAGAUCAUACCCGAACUGGAUUCCACCCUCUCCCAGAUUCACUUUUCCACUCUCAUCGUCUGUCCAGGAACGUUAUUUAGCGCCAGCCAAACGAAUGAUCAAGACCUCAAAGAGUUCAAAACAUUCAGAUUGAUCAAACUGAAAGGGACGAUUGAUCAUAUGCUUUGGAACCUCUGUUCGGUCUGCAACUCUGCCUCUAUACACAUCGAGAUCAUCGAACUCUCGACUGGGGGACUAUUCAUGCAUGUCAAUGAAUCUUCUUUCUAUGGUUCAUACAGACAAGCGUUACGCUGGAUUAGGUUCACGAUCAGUCAACUGAAAGGUUCGGAGUUGGAUGUCGUCGAAGAAUGCAGGAAAAUCCCGAUCCUGUCGAUCGAUAAACUCUUACAAGAUACCCUCAGUAUCCUCACUCCAAGCGCGCCAAAGACUAGAUACUUCCAGCGGAAAUUGACCCAACAAGCUACAGUCAAACCUGUCUAA
Molecule: messenger RNA, 1088 nt
Organism: Puccinia graminis f. sp. tritici CRL 75-36-700-3
Lineage: Eukaryota; Fungi; Basidiomycota; Pucciniomycetes; Pucciniales; Pucciniaceae
Exons: 2
Coding region: 318-1088 (256 amino acids)
Source: RefSeq, a predicted model, not a curated record